Chroicocephalus ridibundus (black-headed gull) is the source of this 1177-nucleotide messenger RNA. RefSeq names its product heterogeneous nuclear ribonucleoprotein C-like. The record is from RefSeq and is a predicted model, not a curated record. Gene Ontology annotation, molecular function: RNA binding. Lineage: Eukaryota; Metazoa; Chordata; Aves; Charadriiformes; Laridae. Gene Ontology annotation, cellular component: nucleus.
AGCGCGAUUUUUUAAUUUUUUAAAGGGCCGGCGGCGACCGUGCCCCCUCUGCCCCGCCCCGCCAUGGCCAGCAACGUCACCAACAAGACGGACCCUCGCUCCAUGAACUCCCGGGUCUUCAUCGGGAACCUGAACACGCUGGUGGUGAAGAAGAGCGACGUGGAGGCCAUCUUCUCCAAGUACGGCAAGAUCGUGGGCUGCUCCGUCCACAAGGGCUUCGCCUUCGUCCAGUACGUCAACGAGCGCAACGCCCGGGCGGCGGUGGCAGGAGAAGACGGGCGCAUGAUCGCCGGGCAGGUCUUGGAUAUCAACCUGGCGGCCGAGCCCAAGGUGAACCGGGGCAAGGCGGGGGUGAAGCGCUCGGCGGCCGAGAUGUACGGAUCGUCCUUCGACCUGGACUACGACUUCCAAAGGGAUUACUACGACCGGAUGUACAGCUACCCGGCGCGCGUGCCCCCGCCGCCCCCCAUCGCCCGCGCCGUCGUCCCCUCCAAGCGCCAGCGCGUCUCGGGCAACACCUCGCGGCGCGGCAAGAGCGGCUUCAACUCCAAGAGCGGCCAGCGCGGCUCCUCCUCCAAGUCCGGCAAGCUGAAGGGCGACGACCUGCAGAGCAUCAAGAAGGAGCUGGGGCAGAUCAAGCAGAAGGUGGACGCGCUGCUGGAGAGCCUGGAGAAGAUCGAGAAGGAGCAGAAGCAGAAGGGGGAGAAGGCGGAGGAGGAGUUGGGGGGCGGCUCGGCCAAGAAGGAGGAAGGGGGCGGCGGGGCCAAGGCGGAGGCGGGGGGCGAGGACUCGGCCGAGGAGGGCGACCUGCUGGACGACGAGGAGGCCGAGGAGCGGGGGGACGACCAGCUGGAGUCGCUGAAGGGGGACGAGAAGGAGGCGGAGGAGGGGGAGGACGACCGCGACAGCGCCAACGGGGAGGACGAUCCCUGAGCCCCACACCCUGCCCCACACCCCGCCCCACACCCUGCCCCACACCCGCCGUGCUCGUGCUCUCGUGACCCCAACCCCCCCCCCCCCCCCCCCCCCCCCUCCCAAAACCCCCUCGACCUCCCCCUGCCCCAUAGCGGUCGGUCCCGCCCCACACCCUGCCCCACAACCGCCCCCCCCCACCCCCGACCCCCAACCCCUGGGAUUUUGAUACCUCGGCGGCCAUUAAAGGACGGAUGGUUUGUAA